AUGCAAAUAUGUAUAAUAAACAUAAAUAUAUUUCUAAGAAUCUAUUUCAUUUUCUCCCUUCCUCUGUCGAAUUUAUUAAUGAAUUUCAGGGUUAUAAUUAUGAUUCUGUUUUGUAGCUUUCAUAAAUAAUAAUAUCCAUGUAAGAAGCUAGUAAUCUAAUUAAAAUUAAUCUUAAUUUAAAUUCAAGAAUUUGCAUUUUAAGCGCUGAAGAUUAAGAAAAUAUUAUUUCUUUUAUUUGUAAAAACAAAUUAGCUGAAUCUGUUAAAGUAAAUUUUAGUCUUUAAAUCUAAAAUAAAAAGAUUUAUACAAUUUUAGCUGAUAAUAUUGGUUAAUUAACUAAUUUGA
Tetrahymena thermophila SB210 is the source of this 345-nucleotide messenger RNA. Its product is annotated as transmembrane protein, putative. The record is from RefSeq and is a predicted model, not a curated record. Lineage: Eukaryota; Ciliophora; Oligohymenophorea; Hymenostomatida; Tetrahymenidae. The transcript has a single exon.